Molecule: messenger RNA, 316 nt
Organism: Vollenhovia emeryi
Lineage: Eukaryota; Metazoa; Arthropoda; Insecta; Hymenoptera; Formicidae
Exons: 1
Source: RefSeq, a predicted model, not a curated record
GUUCAAAGUGGGCGACGCGGUACGCGUUAGCAGAUACAAGACGAUAUUCGAGAAGGGUUAUACGCCAAAUUGGACCACCGAGGUGUUUAAGAUCGUUACAGUACAACGCACCAAUCCCGUAACGUAUCUACUCGAGGAUUAUCGCGGAGAACUCGUCGCAGGGGCGUUCUGCGAGUACGAGUUGCAUCGCGCCACUAACCCAGAUGUGUAUCUUGUGGAAAAGGUACUGCGCAGGAAGGGUGACAAGGUUUAUGUGAAAUGGUUGGGAUUCGAUGGAUCGCACAAUUCAUGGAUAGACAAGAACAAUGUGGUUUAA